CAAAACCCAUACACUCACGUUUUUUAUUUUGAGUUUUCUCUCCAUGUUCUUAUUUUAUUUCUUGUUAAGUUAUUCUUCUUCAUCUUUUUUUUAUUUUAUUUUUCUUUAGUUUUUGAAGUUUUCAGUCAUGUUUUUUGAAAAGAUAAGAGUUUGGUUUUUUUUUAAUCUGAUUUUCUAAAACUGGGCUUACAAAUAUAGUCUCUAUUGUAUCAAGUGUUGAGGUUGUGCAGAAGAUGAUUAGUUUUUUUAAUUAUUUUUUUGUUCUUUUGUUUUUUUAUUUAUUUAUUUUAGUGUUGUUUUAUGGUUGUUUUCUAUAAUUUUUUUGACGUCGAUUUUACUGUUCUUGCUCCAUCUCGCUGUAAUUAAUAAUUAUUUUUUGGGUGUUCUUGUGGUGCUGUGGUGGUUUUAUCCGUGAGUGUGGAAGAUGGAGGCUAUAAAAUACAUUUCUUCUUCCUUCUCUGUGGUUAUUUUGUGGUUUUUUUUUUAUUCUGGCUCGCCUAAAAAUACAUUUGACGAGCUCACUAGAAUAGAGAUUUUAAGGUGUGUGGUUCUUUUAUGUUUAUCUAAGUGGUUAUAUCUGUUUAUUAUUUUACAUUUAUUUUUGUGUUGUUUUAGUAGUUUUUUUUCCUAAUUUUUUAAGAUUGGGCUUGCAAAUAUAAUUGCUAUUGCAGCUGUGCAGAACAUUGUUAGUUUUUUUAAAUCCUUUUUUUCUUUCUUUUCUUUGCUUUGUUUUAGUAUUGUUUUACAGUUGUUUUGCCAUGAUUAUUUAUUUAACGUUGAUUUCAUUGUUUUUUCUCAAUCUCACCAGAAUUAAAAGUUGUUUUUCGAUUGUUCUGGUGUUCCUGUGGUGGUUUUGUUCGUAGGUGUGGAAGAUAGAUACCUCAUUUUUUUUUUGUGUUUAUAAUAUAAAAGAAAAAAAAAAAGGCCUAUAAAAGUUAUUUAUGCCGUGUGGUAGUUUUUGUAAAGAUUGAGCCAAAAAUCAGUAUUUUUGUAAGUUCCCAAUGUAAAAGGCUCAUGAACGUUGAUGGGCCGUCACUGUACGGGCCGGGCCUGCCCCAUUCAUUCGAUGGUUUUUCAAAAAACUGGUUCUCCGCCAAUUUCAUAUCAGAAGAACAGAACCUUUUUUCUUUGAGAGAGAGAAACUGAGACUGAGACUGGUUUUCUGCCAUGGAGACGAAGAGUCCUCUAACAUGUCCAUACUCGGUCACGAUUCGUCGGAACCCAUCCCGAAAGGCCAGGCCUGCUACCACUGACACAAAACCUCCCCAAGUUCCACCUCAUUCUUCUUCAUCCACGGCACAAGAAAUUCCAUCCUUUCCGACCGAAGAAAUUUUGUCCAUGGAAGUUUCUGAAAACCCUAAACCCAAAUUUGUUGACUCAAUCUCUGAAAAUCUUAGGGUCUUUCUCAGAGUCAGACCCAUUUUGUCGUCAACGAGUUCAGACAAAGAUCAUUUUCCCAAGUCUAGAGCUAAAAAUGCUUGGCCUCAAAAUCCCGCGAAGAAGACCUCUGCCAGAGAUGCAACUACGAAUAAGAAGAAGUCUAGCGAAGUCUGCAUCAAAGUUAAUGAUUGCCACUCGGUUACGCUCACGCCACCCAUGAACUUGCAGGAGGCUAAACGAGUGAAAUCGGAAGUUUAUGAAGGAUUUUCUCACGUCUUUGCUCCCGAUUCUUCUCAGGAAGAAGUAUAUGAGAAGAUGGUAAGCCCUUUGGUCGAGGAUUUUUUAAAGGGUAAAAGUGGUAUGCUUGCUACUCUAGGGCCUAGCGGCUCCGGCAAGACUCAUACCGUUUUUGGAAGCGUUAGGGAUCCUGGAAUUCUACCACGCACGCUUCGCCAGAUAUUUAAGCCUCCAUUGGAGACGGAUUCUGAACUCCGGAGCAGAGCAUUUAGUAUAUCCAUAUUUGAAAUACAAUCGGAACGUAAAGGAGAGAAAUUGUUUGACUUAUCGCCGGGUGGAGGUGGAGCUGAUUUAACCAUGCAAAAAUCUUCCAUUAAAGGGCUUCAAGAGGUAACUGUUACUGAUGCAAGACAAGCAGAAGCCUUAGUAGCUCAUGCAAUUGUUAAUCGUCUCACUGCAACGACCAAUACAAAUAGCCAGUCUAGUCGGUCGCAGUGCAUUAUCAACAUCCGUAGUGUUGGUAGUGAAUUUGAAGGGCAAGAUGAGCACCAAGCCAAUAGUGCUGUUUUAAGUAUAGUUGAUCUUGCUGGAGCUGAAAGAGAGAAGAAAACUGGCAAUCAGGGGUCAAGGUUGCUUGAAAGUAAUUUCAUCAAUAAUACAUCAAUGGUUUUUGGCUCAUGCCUAAGAUCUUUGUUGGAGCAUCAAAGGAACCCUAAGCGGCCAUUGCAGAAGCACUUUCAAAACUCGUUGUUGACCAGGUAUUUACGAGAUUAUAUGGAAGGGAAGAAGAGGAUGGCAUUGAUUUUAACUGUCAAGUCGGGGGAAGAAGAUUAUCUUGAUACCACUUACCUGUUAAGGCAAGCUUCUCCUCUAAUGAGAAUAAGGUUUGACAACGUUGAAGAACCACCAAAUGUUCCCAGUAACAAGAGGCAGUUUCAGGCUUUGUCCAAAAAUAAGAAGCCAAAGAGAAUGAAAUUCAGUGGGGCUGAUACUUGUGGGAUCGAAGAAGGAAAGACUGAUGAAGAUGACCAACACACCACUGGGGAAGGUUGUGGAAAAGAGGACACAAAAAUCUUCAUAUCAGAAAUAUCUGAUCGUGCACCAUUAGUGUCAAGCUCUGUUGACUUAGAGAGAAAUUGUGAGAUUUGGCAAAAUUUUGCUAAAGCUUUUUGGAAUACCUUGAAGCAGUAUAGAGAAAAGUUGAAGGUGGCAGAAAAUGAAAUUCAGCAUCUCAACGAAAACCUUAAGGUUGAAAAGGCAAGAUAUGUUGUGCUGGAGAAGAAGCUAGGAGGUGCAGAGUCAUGCAGUAACUCUUCCCUGCAGAAGUCUGUGGAAAUUGCUCUUGUUGAAACAGGGACUAAUGUCAACCACAGUGGGAAGUUAAAUAGACCUGAUAUUUGUGAUUUUGACAAGUCAAAUGUGGACCUUUGCCCAUCCGAGUGCAACAGUACUCCCCGAACUUACAACUCCAUGUUGACACAGGAUCCGGUUACACCCUCUCGGGUAAAGAUAGAUAUUUCAACGCAGGAUCCAAUUACAUCCUCUCAGGUGAAGAUAGAUAUUUCAACACAAGAUCCAGUUACAUCCACUCAGGCAAAUACAGCAUGUGAUUCUCUUAGCUUUAGGGUAGCUUCAUCCAGUAAAAGUUCUGACAAGUUUGAUUCUAAUACUGAUCAGGAUCAGAAUUUUUCCCAGUUAAAGAUAGAUAUUUCAACGCAGGAUCCAAUUACAUCCUCUCAGGUGAAGAUAGAUAUUUCAACACAGGAUCCAGUUCCAUCCUCUCAGACAAACACAGCAUGUGAUUCUCUUAGCUUUAGGGUAGCUUCAUCCGGUAAAAGUUCUGACAAGUUUGAUUCUAAUACUGAUCAGGAUCAAAAUUUUUCCCAGUUACAGGAAUCACUGGCUCAAUCAACGUCAUUAAAAGAAGACCUAGCAAAUACUAAAGACUGCAAAGAUGUUAGUGUGCUCAAUAAUGAACGAAGAAGCGCUGAUACUUCCUCCAAACCAGGAAAACCGAGAAGGAGACUUUUGCCAGCCUCAUCUGUACUUCUAAAAGACUUUAGUACUCUGGAAAUUGAUGAAAAAAGUGAGAAACGAAAGGAAAAUAGGGGAGGAAAGAAAUUUUAUGCGGAAGAGAGAAAUAGAACUCAAGGGAGCAUUUCUCUCCUGCGGUUGCUGAACAACAAUAUUGGUGUUUAGCAUCAAAAUAAGCACAGGUUUAAGGUUUUUUUUUUUGUGUUUUGGUCAGAUUUGGCACUAAUCCAAUCAUGCAGGCAUCUAGAAUCUGUGACGGAAUGCUGCUGCUGAUUAUUGUCAUUGGCAGGCAAGUGUGCGUAUACUGUAUUGCCCUCCCAGUUGAGUGAAAUUGGGUUGUUGAUAACUCUAUUUUUUGACUGUUUUCCACUCUUUCCUCUCCUUAUUUUCUCAUAUGAUGUUAUGUUACUUUUAACAUCAUUGAUAAAUAUAUAUAUAGAGAGAGAGAGAGAGAGAGAAACACUCAAUUUGUGGAAGAAAAUCCAUUUGUAAAAAGGUGAAACUUUAUCAGUAAAAACCAAAAUAGGGAAGGAAAGAAAACGAGUAUUAUGUGUAUCCUUUUGUUGUGUUUUUACUAGUUGCAAAAAGGUGAAUUUUAUUAUUGGAUA
Molecule: messenger RNA, 4259 nt
Organism: Cannabis sativa
Lineage: Eukaryota; Viridiplantae; Streptophyta; Magnoliopsida; Rosales; Cannabaceae
Product: kinesin-like protein KIN-6
Exons: 19
Coding region: 1168-3816 (882 amino acids)
Biological process (GO): microtubule-based movement
Cellular component (GO): kinesin complex; microtubule
Molecular function (GO): ATP binding; microtubule binding; ATP hydrolysis activity
Source: RefSeq, a predicted model, not a curated record